This is a messenger RNA of Trichosurus vulpecula (common brushtail), 678 nucleotides long. It is a transcript of the gene TP53TG5, whose product is annotated as TP53 target 5. Lineage: Eukaryota; Metazoa; Chordata; Mammalia; Diprotodontia; Phalangeridae. The record is from RefSeq and is a predicted model, not a curated record. The transcript is spliced from 4 exons. Bases 1 to 678 code for a protein of 225 amino acids.
AUGAAAACCAGGCCUGUUCCCAAGGUCCAAAGUAUGGAGCAGUGGAAAAGGAGGUCCAGACCUGGCAAGGAGGCUGAGCUAAACCAGCUGAGGACGGUGAUGAAGAACCUGUCACUCCUGAAGCUGUUGAAGAAGUCAAAUGCCCGUGUCAUAAGUCUCCACAGUCUGGCGAAGUCCUGCUGGAAGCUGCUAUUUCAAGUGCCCCAGAUACUGCGUGUUUCCUCCAGGACCAGUAGUGGUACUUCCUCCCAACUAAUGGAAAUGGACAGAGCCCCCAUAGAGAUUGGAGACCUGGUAGCAAAGAGUGCAAAAGUAGAGAAGGCAAAGGCAAAGGCAAAGGCAAAGGCAAAGGUGGAGAAGGCAAAGAGAGAGACCAAGAAGAAGACAAGGACUAAGAAUCAAUGCUGCUCCUUCUCCAUCUCUUCUUCCUACUCCAAGGCCAAAGCCACCAAGACUUCCCACUUCAUUGUCUUGAAGACUUUCCCAAAAUCCUACAAAGCAACCCCCCAGAACUUUAGCAAACCUUGCACAUGGUUCGAGGGCCUGCCCAAACGCAUCCAUAUACCAGCCCCCAGAACACUCUGUCGGCCUUCUGCACUUCGCUGGGUAAAGCGCUGCUGUACUCGGUUCUGCUCUGCAUCCUUGGAGCUGCCAAGGGCUUACCCCUACAAAGCAUGA